AUGUCACAAACCAAUUAACACUGCAACGGAAUCUCAAUGGGUGCGCCUUGAAGUCACAGCGUUGGCUUCUUCUGAAGAAUGUCACCGACGUGAUUGUUUUGGUGAAGUUGUUGGUUUUGCCAGCGGGUCCGCGCACCACAAAACGGAUUUCGUCAUAAGCUCGGGCGCUCGCCGGUUUUUCCACAUUCCGGCCUCAAAGCGAGCGGCCGGCUGAGCAGCAAACACGAGCAGGACGGAAAUUCGGCCCACUUGUGUUCACUUUAACAACAAAUAUCGACAAACGCUGACUCACCUGAUAACUUAGCUGCAUUUAACAUAUAUUGUACAUAUAAUUGUUACAUGAUAGGCUCCAGCGAGCCGAGUGAGGAGAAGCAGCUCGGAAAAUGGAUGUUACGCUUUGCGUCUUCUUUGCGUUCACGCGGAACAAGACAUACCGGAAACAUUGUCCGGACGUUUUUGUUUUUACAGACGGACCAUCUUCUUGUGUUACACCGAUUCCUGUCCGACGCGAAACAAAUAGUUUCGAUUUGUGAUAAUCGCUGGUGGCGGACAUAUCUUUUUCAUUUAAAAAAAGCAAAUUUUCCAGUCAAACAUUUCAUGGACGAGGAGGAGCACAAAGAUGCCGAAACCGCCGCGCCUUCGGUGAUCGACCGUUACUACACACGAUGGUACAGAGCCGAUAUGAAGGGAAACCCGUAUGAGGACCAUUGCAUCCUUCAGCAUUCCAACAGGAUAUGCAUCAUCACCUUGGCCGAGACUCACCCGCUGCUGGAGAAAGGGCGAACCAUCGUAAAAAUCGACUACCAGAUCAGCAACGGCUGCAGCCGCUUAAACAACAAAGUGUCCGGAAAGUCCAAGCGGGGAGGUCAGUUCCUUACCGAAUUUGCUCCUCUGUGUCGGAUAACGUGCACGGAUGAAAGAGAGUUCACCGUCUACAGCUGCAUCAGGGGACGUCUUCUGGAGGUCAACGAGAACAUUCUGGAAAGGCCGGCCCUCUUACAGGAGAAGCCAUCCACGGACGGUUACAUCGCCGUCAUCCUGCCCAAGUUUGAGGAGAGCAAAAGCAUCACAGAGAACCUUCUGAGUCGGGACGACUUUGAAAAGCUCGUCGCCGGACGAGACGCCGCGCAGGCGACGGCGGUAACGCAACCGUCCUGACGAAGCCUCGCGUGGGGAAAAAAACAAAAAAUGAAAUGUGGAAGAAGUGUUGCUCUGUGCCUGCGGAUUAGCAUACACGCCACGUCUUUGGGUACACUAUGCCGCAGAAUAUUCAGCGCAGGUUGGAGCGUUGACUUAUUAGACAUUUGCAUUUGAUUGGGCGAGUCCACUUUUGGGGGACUAAUGGAAACAGGCAAAAUGACCCAAAACGACAGACGUUUGGGCGUGGGUUCUAGAGACUUUUUUUUGUGUGGGUCUAAUCAUGAUAUGAUGGCAACAGCAAUAUAAAUUGUUAGUUGAGUUUCAUCAAAGUUCGCUGCCGUGGACGUGGUGGAAAAACAAAAAUGCUUCCCGAUGAAGUGUGCAACAUUUCUAGGAGUGUGCUUCUGGAAAUGCUACAAGAUGCUUUAACCCAAAGCGGCAGACUUCCGGAGACACGGCUUCUUACCGAGUUUUGUUCAUGACAGACAUGUUUGCUAAAUGUUCUCGUUUUAUGGCGAGUCAUCCAACUGCGUCACCGCGCUACGCCCACAGGCUAUGACAAAAACUCAAAAUGUCUUGCAAUUCUUUGAGCAGCCAUCUGUUUAGUGUACGUGCUUCCAACUUUGCAGCAGUUGCGAGAAAACAAAUUCUCGGAGCUCUGGGAAUGGUCAAAAAUGACUCCUGAAUGGCCACCUUAGUGUCUUUUCCAUUCUCGUCUACAAAAUUUCAUGUUGCUUAGUUCAACUAUCUUGUAUUGGUUGUAAUACCUAAUGGCGGUUGUAUAGAAUGAAAACAUUUGAGUUUUAAGCCUUAUUUAUGGUUUACUUGAGUUUUGGGUCGAUGGCAAAUCAUGUUUAGUUUUGUAUAUAUGUCACUACAAAACAACCAACGGUGACGUAAUAAAAAAUAGUUUAUUAUUUA
Molecule: messenger RNA, 2061 nt
Organism: Phycodurus eques (leafy seadragon)
Lineage: Eukaryota; Metazoa; Chordata; Actinopteri; Syngnathiformes; Syngnathidae
Gene: abitram
Product: actin binding transcription modulator
Exons: 6
Coding region: 340-1158 (272 amino acids)
Biological process (GO): regulation of filopodium assembly; dendrite morphogenesis; regulation of actin filament polymerization
Cellular component (GO): dendrite; filopodium tip; nucleus
Molecular function (GO): actin filament binding; actin monomer binding
Source: RefSeq, a predicted model, not a curated record